Messenger RNA from Tetranychus urticae (two-spotted spider mite), 2767 nucleotides. Lineage: Eukaryota; Metazoa; Arthropoda; Arachnida; Trombidiformes; Tetranychidae. The record is from RefSeq and is a predicted model, not a curated record.
AUGAAGAGGAUGUUGAAAGUUGGCGGAACCAAUUGUGUGAUCAGCAGAGAAAGAUGUAAAGCUACAUUUAAUAUUGAAAAAUUGACAUAUUUUUUGGAAAGUGAUCAAGAGAAAACGGAACGACGUCGAGAAUUGGAGAAGAAAUUUUAUGAAGAUGAAUUUCCAAAUGAUUUAAUUAAAGUACCUGUUGAUUAUUUAAGUCACUCUGAGAUAUAUACGGAAGCUUUAAUAAAAGCAGCUCGGAUAUAUUUUGAAGCAUUUAAUUUGGAGGAUCCUCGUGAAGUAUUAGGAAUAGCUGAUGCUUAUCAUUAUGAAGCUUCACCAUUACUUUUACAUUUUGCUAUGUUUAUACCAGCUUUAAUGGGACAUUGUAAUGAUGAGCAACAAGCACGAUGGCUUCCUGAUGCAAUUGAAUUGAAAAUAAUUGGAACUUAUGCUCAAACUGAAUUGGGACAUGGAAGUUACCUUAAAGGAUUACAAACGGAAGCAAUUUAUAAUGAUAAAGAGAAAACAUUUACACUUAAUUCACCAACAUUGGAAUCAAUAAAAUGGUGGCCUGGAGGAUUAGGUAAAACAGCAAAUCAUGCUAUUGUACAAGCUCAAUUGUUUGUUGAUGGUGUUCAUCGAGGUCUUCAUCCUUUUAUGGUACAAAUCCGUGAUUUGGAAACACAUAAACCUUUACCUGGAAUUGAAGUUGGUGAACUUGGACCAAAACUUGGUUUUAAAGCAGCCGAUAAUGGUUAUCUUAAAUUGUCAUCAGUUGUUAUUCCAAAGAGUAAUAUGUUAAUGAAGAAUGCCUAUAUUGAUGAUAAUGGACGUUAUCAAGCUAAAAAAGCAACAGAUAAAUUAAACCUUGGAACCAUGUUAUUUGUUCGAGUUCUUAUAAUUGACAUGAUGUCAUUUAAUAUUUCUAAAGCAGUGACCAUUGCUACACGAUAUUCAGCUGUUCGUAAACAAGGUAUUAAUCCUGAUUCGAAAAAUGGUGUGACAAGUGAAUUGAAAAUAAUUGAUUAUGCUGCUCAAAGGUACAAAUUGAUUCCUUGUAUUGCUUUAUCUCAUGCAUGUAAAGCAGUUUUCAUAUCUUUGAUGUCAGCCUUCAAGGAUGUCAAUGAAAGUAUGUCUAAAAGAUCAGAUUAUCGUUCAAUCCCUUUACUUCAUGCAAUGUCUUCUGGUUUGAAAGCAUUAACAACAGACCUUGGUGCAUCGGCUGUAGAGAUAUGUCGUCGAGCUUGUGGCGGUAAUGGAUUUCUAUUGGCUUCUGGAUUACCUCGUAUAUUUGGUAAUACGGUUGCUGCUUGUACCUAUGAAGGUGAAAAUACGAUACUUUACUUACAAACAGCUCGUUAUUUAUACAAAACUGUUCGUUUGGUAUCAAAUCAUGGAUCAUCUUCAAUGGAGUCUAACACUAAAGUCACUUUAAAUUUAAAAGAAAGGUCUAACAAUAAUAAUAGUAAUGAUUAUAAUAGUAAUGGUAAUUAUAAUAGUAGCAACAGUAGUAAUAAUAAUUAUGAUGAUUAUAAUAAUAGAGAAACAUCUCAGUCUAUUGGAUAUCUUUAUCGUGUUACUAGACCUGAUAUUGGUAAUUUAGGGAAACGUGAAGGAAAAAUAGUUAGUGAUGUUGAUGGACUUUUACGAUUAUUUUCUGCAUCAGCAUAUUAUCAUUGUCAUUUUGCUUUUGAUCAAGUUGAUUGUAGGAUGAGAGUACAAGGACAAUCUUUUGAGAAAGCUUGGAUUGAAUGUCAAGUUGAUUUAAUUAAAGCAGCAAAAAGUCAUUUAAUAUAUUAUAUGAUGAUAAAAUAUUGGGAAUGGGUUUCAUCUGGAGAAAAGUAUGAUUUAAAUAUAUCUCAAGUAUUGAAAAGAUUGGCAUAUUUUUAUUUUGGUUACAUUAUUAAUGAAAAUAAAGGCGAUUUCCUUGCUGUUGGUUUAGAUUUAACAUCAAUUGAACAAAUACAAGAUGAAUUAUCAACAUUAAUGGUAGAACUACGAAAUGAUAUGAUUCCUUUGGUUGAUGCAUUUGAUUUACAUGAUAUGGUUCUCAUGUCAGCUAUUGGUUGUAAAGAUGGCAAUGUUUAUGAUCGUCUUUUUAAUUUGGCAAAGAAAGCUCCUCUUAAUCAAGUUGAUCCAAAUCCAUCAUUUAUCAAGUAUAUCAAGGAUUUAACUACUAGUAAAUCAAAGCUUUAAAAUAUGCUUAUAAUCACAAAUAUAUAAUAAACCGUCCUCAAAUUCAAGCUCGCAUAAAAUAUGGAUCUUCAUGGAUGGAUACUUUGGAAGAAAUGCAAAUCAAAAUUAUUAAACUAAAAACAUAAUUUAUUUUGAGAUCAAACCAUCAAUCUAAUGUGAUUAGACCCAACCAAUUUAACUAUUGAUUACAAAAAUGAAUGAAAUUAUAACAAUCAUCUACGUCCGAAAUGUUGUCCAAGGAUAAUCAAGUUUUCACCACCUUUUUUACCACCACCACCUUGAAUUAAACCUCCACCCCAUCCACCAAGGAUAAUAAGAUCUUCACCUCCUUUGCUUUUAGCUGACACCAAAACACAUCCAAUGAUAACGAUUAAGGCAAACAAAAUAACUUUUGAUGAAUUAUUGAAAAUCAUGAUUGAUUUAAAAAUGAUAAACACAGUCACAAAUUUUAAAGGAAUCAAAUUGAAGCUUUGAAUACUAAAAACUGAAUUGUCAAUAAACAAUCGAUGUUGUGAUCUUUUAUACCUUCUCUUGAUAAUGAAAGUUUAUUAACUAACAACUCACAUUAAAAGGAGCUGAUAAUUAA